AUGUCUUCAGGCCCUACCAAGUUCUUUGUAUCGUCACCCCACGGCUGCGCGGCAAUAUCCGACGGUGAAUCUCCUGUCAAUAUCAGUCCCUCUAGCCAUGGCGCUAUCAUCAGCUCGAAAAAGGAAUCAGGCUCUGGAAAGGUGCACUUCGCGCUCCCGACCCUACCAUCCCCUUCGGAGGACGCGCUCACCGGUCAUGCCACCAUGUCGGUCCAGCUUGAGAUCUCACUUUCCCCGCAUCCACAACCUGAUCCAGACGCCCUUUGCAAAGUCGCCCGGGUAGAGUUGCAUGCAGGACGUGAUCAACUCGGACAGUGGGAUGCUGGAGAGAACGAUAACGAUUGGUUGAUCGAUGACGACAUAAGAAUUCCUGUUUGGAGUGGUAUCACGGGCGCUGGAGAAAUGUUUUCAACGACAACCCCAAAGGUCUCUGUGUGA
Messenger RNA from Fusarium coffeatum, 438 nucleotides. RefSeq lists its product as uncharacterized. NCBI's taxonomy places the organism in Eukaryota, Fungi, Ascomycota, Sordariomycetes, Hypocreales, Nectriaceae. Bases 1 to 438 code for a protein of 145 amino acids. The record is from RefSeq and is a predicted model, not a curated record. The transcript is spliced from 2 exons.